Molecule: messenger RNA, 742 nt
Organism: Caenorhabditis angaria
Lineage: Eukaryota; Metazoa; Nematoda; Chromadorea; Rhabditida; Rhabditidae
Source: the annotation of a GenBank genome assembly
AUGUUUUCUACCGCCGUGAUUGCAGUUUUGAUAUUGUUUGGAACAUUUUGUGAUUGUUGCAUUCCGACUCAGACUGCCGAAGGUUUGUUUUUUUUUCUUGGAAAUUUGGAAGAUGUAUUCUAGGUAUUUUUGAACAUAAAUUUAAAAUUUGAUGUGACUCAUGCAAAUAUUUGUUUUUAUCGAUAAAAUUAUGAAAUCAAAAGAUUCAGAUGUCACAACAACAACCUCAACCACCUCUACAACCACAACGACAACCUCCACAACCACCACAACAUUAGUUCCAUCUUGCGUUGAUUCAACCUGGACACUUUUCAAUAGAGACACUUAUUUUUGGUGUAUGAAAGCUUACAUCGGAUCAUCACCAAAUGCACUUUUAGCAACACAAUAUUGUCAAACAUUGAAUUCAGCCGCAGUUGCCACAGGUUUUCAAAAUGCUGCAGAAAUCACAACUAUCGUCGCAACAGCGCCUGCUGGUUUGAAACUUUGGAUUGGAGCUCAACGAAAUUCUGAUUGUGCUCUUGUUCGACUCACUGCAGCUUGCAAUCAGUUAACAAGUUUUCAUUGGACUGAUGGUUUUACAACUGGAACAGAUGGAUUUGUAUGGAAAACAAGUCAGCCUGAUAAUAGUCUUCUGACACAAUCUUUUGUGGUAGUGUAUACGAGUACUGGAUUACUGGAUGAUGAACAUAGAUGGUUGACAAUGCAAGGAGUUGUGUGUGGAAUGGAAGCCACUUAUUCAUAA